AAGCCCUCGUCUAUCUGACAACGCGUUCGUCGCUGUGGAGUUUGCUGGUCAUUUCGAGCGGUCUACGGAGGCGACGCAGUUGGAUUAGUCUUAUAUUGUCUUUCCACUCAACGGCUUCAUAAAUCUCCCCUCAUCUCCUAUCACAGCAGCCUUCCCCAUGGCAGAUCGUUUCUUUGAUCGUGUCGCUGAUGUCGGGAGCGAGGAGGAAGAUGAAGAGAUCGACGAGGAGACCGGCGAGGUCAUACCGCGAGCUGUAAAAAACGGCACAAAUGGCGUACUCGAUGAUUCGAGUGAGGAGGAAGACGAGGACGAUGAUGAGGAGGCUUUGCGCAAGGCCGGCGAAGGUUUCAUUGCUGAUGAUGACGAGGAUGAAGAUGAGGAUGCGAAGGUGGCCAGGCGCCGAGAGCGCAAGAGGCGAAAGCGGGAACGCGAGGAGGACGAUGUGCUUGACGAGGAAGAUCUUGAGCUGAUCGGUGAACGCAUUGCUCGUCCAGAGGCAACCAAGUCUAAGUUCAAGCGGCUGAAGCAGGGCCAUCGAGAAGACCGCUCGCGCCAGGAAAGGGGUGGUAUCGGUGACAUCUUUGCUGACGAGGAGGAUGAAGAGCUAGAAGAUCGCUUGGACUUCCGCGAACCUCAGGAAGAGUUCGACGAUUUUAUCGUAGAAGAUGAGGAAGAGGGCGGUGUCGACAGGCGUCGUGACGAAGAGGAGGUUGCGCGCCCUGGUCGCAAGUUUUUCGAUGCCACAGGCGCCCUGGACACUUCUGGUAUGGACCCAGCAACGAUCGAGGAUUUCAAGCAGGCCUUCUACGGCGACUAUACGUAUGAUUGGGUGCUUGACUUAGAACAAGAUGAAGCGGACAAUCUCGUGGACCCUGACCAGCCCAUUGCGCUCAAAGACGUAUUCGAAGAUUCACAGCUCGCAGAGAAGUACUUGACGGAUGCAGAUAUAGAGAUCAAGAACAAGGACAUACCGGAACGCUACCAGCUCCUCCGCCAGCCAUUCAAGCUGAGCGAGCGAAGUGAGGAAGAGGCAGCCGAGCUUUUGCAAGAGGAGGCUCGAUGGGUGUUCUCGCUCAUGUGGCCCAAAAAAUCGUUCGAUUCGAGAUUCAGAGAACCGUUGCAGGCCUCGAUCAAGAAAGUGUUGGAAUACAUCAAUAUCGACAAUUUUGAGGUGCCCUUCAUCUUCCAGCACCGGAAGGACUACCUUAUUCACGAGUACAAGAUAUCUACCGACGAUUCUAUUGACGGCAGGCCUGAAACAAAAGCAGAGAAGAUGCUUAACCAGGACGAUCUUUGGGAAAUUCUUGAUCUGGACUUGAGGUGGAAAGCGUUAAUCGAGAAGCGAGACACCUUGGACAACCUAUACCGGCAACUUGGACAGCUUCACAAUAUUCGAGACGAUACUAUUGAGGAGCUACGACCCAAGGCCGCCACGAAUGAAGAGAUUCAGGACAUACAAGAUUAUUUUCACUUCAAAUACUCGGCUGAGCUCAAGGAUAUCAUGCUAGCGGACAGCGAAACCAAUGGUACCCAAAAGCGGGCACGAGGAACCAGAAACGUAUGGGAGAAAUUGCGAUCGAGCAGAGUGUACCAACUGGUUCAAGCAUUUGGCAUAACUGCCGAAGCCUUUGCCCUGAACGUGACGGCUAGCGGCGCUCGUACUUAUACCGAAGAUCCUAGCGAGCUACCAGAAGACAUGGCAGAUUCAUUAGUAGAUCCGCCAGAAUACCAAACAGGUGCUCAGGUUCUUCGUGCAGCAAAGGCGAUGUACUCAGAAGAACUCGUCAUGAAUCCCCGUCUCAAGCGCUACAUGCGUGAGGCCUUCUACACUGCAGGUCAAUUCCACUGCCACCGAACCGAGAAGGGUGCCCGUACCAUCACGGAGGAUCACAGAUACUAUGAAUUUAAGUAUUUGCGUAACCAGGAUCUUUCAACUUUGAUGACGAAGCCCGAACUGUACCUUCGAAUGCUACAGGCCGAAUCCGAAGGCUUAGUCGAGGUUCGAGUCACUCUGAUCAACUCGAAGAACUUUCGAAACAAGCUCUACUCUCUAAUCGAAUCUGACAAUUACAGCGCGGUUGCCGAAGCGUGGAAUAAGUUGCGCCGUGAAGUCCUCGAUACUUCGCUUGACAGACUUGAGAAGAUCAUUGCGAAAGGCGUCAAAGAGGCUCUGAGGACCGAAUGUGAGUCUCGUCUUGGAAAACAAAUCCGAGCGAAGUAUCUCGAGAAGUUGGAUCAGGCGCCCUUCAAGGUUGUUGGUCUUGCACCCGGUGACAAGCCCCGUGUGCUGGCGCUAUCGAACGGAAAGGGCAACAUCAACCGUGACGCAAUAUGCUGGGUUUAUCUCGACGAAGAUGGUCGUGUAACAGACCAUGGCAAAUUUGUCGAUCUCAGACCGGGCCACAAAGAGAAAUAUCUUCCGGACGGCAAGGACGUCAAAGCUUUUGUUGAUUUGGUCUUACAGAAGAAGCCCGACGUGAUUGGUGUAUCGGGCUUCUCGCCUGAGACACGCAAGCUUUACAAGGACCUACAAGAGAUUGUGGAGCGAAAUAAUCUCGAGAUCAGCGAAGCUGACGAUGUAGACAACCCGGACGACCGAAAACUUGAGGUCAUAAUUGUUAACGACGAAUGUGCGCGACUGUAUCACACGAGCGAACGUGCUAUUGCCGAAAACCCGGCUCUGCCUCCCCUCGCCCGCUAUUGCGUUGGUCUCGCCCGGUACGUCCAAGAUCCGAUGUUGGAAUAUGCGGCUUUAGGCAAGAACAUCGCCUCGAUCAUGUUUGAUCCCAAUCAAGAUCUCUUACCUCCCGAAAAGCUGAACAAGUAUCUUGAAACUGCAAUGGUAGACAUGGUUAAUCUUGUUGGCGUUGAUCUGGAGGAAGCCUACGCCAACCCCUACCUGGCGAACCUGCUGCCUUAUGUCUGUGGUCUUGGUCCUCGGAAGACGGACCAACUUCUAAGGACCAUCCAGAAAAAUCAAGGAGUGAUUAACAGCCGAGCAGAGUUGCUUGGUGAUGAAACGAUAUACCCCGCAUGUGGGCCUGUGGUAUGGCAGAAUUGCGCCAGCUUCUUCAAUAUCGACGCCGACGAGAGCGAACAAAAUGCCGACUAUUUGGAUCACACUCGCGUCCAUCCUGAAGAUUACGACAUUGCCCGCAAGAUGGCUGCCGAUGCUCUUGAGCUUGACGAAGAAGACGUGAAGGCUGAGGUUGAUGAGGGAGGACCAAGUGCUGUGGUUCGUAAACUCGUCAAGGAGGACGCGCAGGACAAGGUCAAUGACCUCGUACUUGAAGAAUACGCCGAACAGCUGGAGCAGAAGUUCAAUCAGCGAAAGCGAGCCACACUUGAGACCAUCCGCGCUGAAUUGAUUUCACCCUUCGAAGAGCUACGACAUAGCUUGGCUCCAAUGUCAAGUGAAGACGUCUUCGCCAUGCUUACUGGCGAAACUGAAGAUUCACUUGUUGAAGGCAUGAUUGUGCCUGUUACUAUUCGCCGCAUCUUCCAGGACCAUAUCGAGUGCAAGCUUGACAAUGGUCUUGAGGGAGGUAUCGGCGCCGAGCAUUAUCCUGAGGGUGUUGGCAACAUAUAUCCCAAUGGCGCAGACCCUAGACAGGUCUAUCACCCUAAUCAAGUCGUGCAAGCUAUCGUGCAAUAUCUUAACAAGCGUGCCCUCACAUGCCAAUUGAGCUUGCGCGGGGAUCUGCUUCGCAAACCGUUCAAAAAGCGUCACACGGUCACGCCUGGAGAAUGGGAUGAGGAAGAAGAAGCCAAUGACAAGAAGGCUAUGGAAAAGGAACGCGAGGCCAAAUCAGGGCGUGCUCAGCGAGUAAUUAAGCAUCCACUUUUCAAGCAAUUCAAUGCUGCUCAGGCACAGGAAUACCUUGGCUCUCAAGGUCGCGGCGAUUGCGUCAUUCGACCCUCAUCCAAAGGUCUUGAUCAUCUGGCCGUAACGUGGAAGGUCUCAGACAAUGUAUACCAACACAUUGAUGUCGUUGAGCUCGACAAAGAAAACGAGUUUGCGCUUGGGAAAACGCUCGUCAUUGGUGGAAAGUAUAAAUACAGCGAUCUGGAUGAAUUAAUUCAGCUCCAUAUCAAAUCUAUGGCGAAGAAGGUCGACGAGAUGACCAACGAUGAUCGCUUCCAGAACGGAAGUAAGAAGGAGACUGAACAAUGGCUCGAAGCCUACGUUGAGGCCAACCCGAGGCGAAGCAUGUAUGCUUUCUGCAUCAACCGCGAGUAUCCUGGCUACUUCAAUCUGUGCUUUAAGCCUGCACCGAACGUUGAUGUGAUCACGUGGCCAGUGAAGGUUAUUCCCGGAGGAUUCGAGAUGAAAAAGAAUUCAUAUCCGGACAUGCAGAGUUUGAAGAACGGUUUUAAGAUGUUGGUUGCGGCUCCGCGAGCGAGGUAGGCCUCUGCUCAUCCGACAUGAUGCGGGAGAUUCGACAAGGCUACACAUUCGUCGGCGAAAUGGAUUUGCAUUUGCACCGCUGGUUGAAGACUUGGUCUUUGUAUAACAUAUUAUUAUGAAAGCAUAGAUCACAACAAAAAGUCGAGUCGAGGAUCACGACGCCAUAACUAUAUUCUCAUGGGAUCGGAUCGCGCAAUAGCGCACCAUGGCUUGGCCUUUGACGUUCGCGCUGACGAGGGUUGGGGGCGCUCGGCAAUCGGCUGAAAGGACUUGAGGGGUUACCCAGAAAGUGUGGAUGGUACAUCUCUGUCUAUCGUACCCCAUCCAUUGCAGUAUAAAAAGCAGACAUUGAGAAAUUUUUUGAAGCAAGUUUGAAGCUUUUAGUGAACAUA
Molecule: messenger RNA, 4800 nt
Organism: Verruconis gallopava
Lineage: Eukaryota; Fungi; Ascomycota; Dothideomycetes; Venturiales; Sympoventuriaceae
Exons: 4
Coding region: 158-4408 (1416 amino acids)
Biological process (GO): transcription elongation by RNA polymerase II; nucleosome organization; transcription elongation-coupled chromatin remodeling
Cellular component (GO): transcription elongation factor complex
Molecular function (GO): histone binding; nucleosome binding; DNA binding
Source: RefSeq, a predicted model, not a curated record